AUGAACUUCGCUGCCAACCUCUCUGAAUACUUCCUGAUGCUGGACGACCGGGUGCGCUGCAUGCCCAAGUUCAUUUCCAGCAUCUACCGGACGCUGUCUGCUUGGAAGGAGCUGCCUUGGGUGACCCUGGAGUUCUCCAGCCUGAGCUUCGCGGGGAAGGUGUUCCGCUCCAGCGACCUCCCCCGCCUGGCCUCCUUCCUCCUCGUGUUCCCCAAGGACACCCCCACGCACUUGCUUCUCUCUGAGUUCCCUCUUCUCCUGGCCCAGAACACACCGAUCCGCUUCGGCUCCUCAGUCUUCUACCACGUGGGCAACCAUUCCGGGCCGGAGAGCGCCUGCUUCCCUGCAGACAAGGAGAAGGUCUUUGGCGAGCCCGACAACCCCACGGCCAGCGUGCGCACGGACAUGGUGGUGCUGUCCACCAACACCCCGCAGUACGCCUACACCCUGAACCGGGAGAGCUUCGCCACCCUCAGCCCCGUCCGAGGCAACCACCUGACGGUGAUCCUGGAGGAGCCCCAGAAGGUCGUCCGGAUCGAGGUGCUGACGGGCUCUGACAAGGAAAGCAAGUACCAGCUGCAGCAAGGGCAUGUGGAGCUGGGCUACGGGCCCCUGGAGGACCUCGGGGGCUGUGCUCGCUACACCCUGCUUGGCCCAGUGGUGGAAGGACGUCUGGACCAGAUGGUGUCUUAUGAAGAAGACUCCCUGGAGGCGCUGGGCUGCAUCCGGCUGCUGGUACUAGAGGCCCAGGAGUCCUGGCUUCUUAUCAGGCAGAUUAGAGUCUGGACCACGGAGUAUGAGGAGGAAGAGGAAGGGUAG
Messenger RNA from Dama dama (fallow deer), 819 nucleotides. Its product is annotated as alpha-1,3-mannosyl-glycoprotein 4-beta-N-acetylglucosaminyltransferase-like protein MGAT4E. The coding region runs from base 1 to 819 and encodes 272 amino acids. Gene Ontology annotation, molecular function: acetylglucosaminyltransferase activity. The transcript has a single exon. The record is from RefSeq and is a predicted model, not a curated record. NCBI's taxonomy places the organism in Eukaryota, Metazoa, Chordata, Mammalia, Artiodactyla, Cervidae. Gene Ontology annotation, biological process: protein N-linked glycosylation.